AUGAGGCGGUUUUUAAUUUCCGUUGUGUUGCUCGGUUCGGCGGUUUUACUCGCGACGGCAAGGGAUAUCCCUCUGUAUGACAUUCCGGAGGAAGUUCCUGGGGUUAAUGGUUUCGCCACUGGAUGCUCUCUUCGUCUCAAUGGAGAUCUUCCACUGCCGCAGCCACUGUUCCUCGUCCCGGGCACAGACCAGUUCCGCUACCCGUCCACCAACAGCGGCAUACUGACACUGGACGCCGGCGAAACGUUGGAACUUGCGUGCUCGACAGGGUUUCAGCUGUACCCGAUGAAAACGUCCAUCGUGGUGACGUGCGUUAUCGAUGGUCAGUUCAACUACGACAGCCAGAUGUACGGUUUCUGGGAGUUCGGAUGUUUGGUCAACUGGCGAAGCGUGGCCCGUCGUACGGCACAACGUUGCUACAACGAUGCCACCAUCGUGGAGAUUGGCUUCGAGCUGGGCGACCGGUUCCCGAAGAUUCUCGACGUCUGCCACGACGAGGUGACGUUCGACAAUCACUACCUGGUGCACGAGUUCACCCCGGCCAAUGCCGGUUUCGAGACUGGGGUGGCCCGUCCGGGCUGGAUACAGGGCACCGGUUUCUUCCCGGGCGUAACGGUCAACACGCUGUACACGGUCAACAUGCAGCGCGAAACUAUUGCGACCAUUCUAAACUCGCAAGCGCGAGCCGACGAGCUGGUGCAGACGACAAACAACGGUAUCUAUAUGGCCCGGGGACACAUUGCCGCACGGGCGGACUUUGUGUACGCGACGCAACAGAACGCCACCUUCUGGUUCCUGAACACGGCCCCACAGUGGCAAAACUUCAACGCCGGCAACUGGGAGCGUAUUGAGGCGUCGGCGAAAACGUUCGUCGCCUCGCGGAACAUCCGUGUGCGUGUUUACGGUGGAACUUACGGCGUACAAACGCAAGCCGAUGGCAAUGGAGACCACCAUCAGAUCUUCCUCGAUUUUGAUCCCAAUGGACGUACGAGGCUGCGCGCCCCGAAGGUCUACUACAAAAUCCUGCACAACGAGGCUCAGAACUCCGGGAUCGUGCUGAUCGGUGUCAACAACGUGCAUAUUUCCCUGGAGGAAAUCCGCCGGGAUUACAUCUUCUGCACAGACGUGAGCAGCCGCAUCGGAUGGAUCAAUUGGGACAGGGAAAAUUUGGCGCGAGGAUAUUCGUACGCAUGUGAAGUGAACGAGUUCAACCGAGUGACUGGCCAUCUGCCACACUUGAACGUAGCGAGUCUGUUGAUCUGA
Messenger RNA from Anopheles coustani, 1263 nucleotides. RefSeq lists its product as uncharacterized. Gene Ontology annotation, biological process: apoptotic DNA fragmentation. Bases 1 to 1263 code for a protein of 420 amino acids. Gene Ontology annotation, molecular function: metal ion binding; single-stranded DNA endonuclease activity; RNA endonuclease activity. The record is from RefSeq and is a predicted model, not a curated record. Gene Ontology annotation, cellular component: mitochondrial inner membrane; nucleus. The transcript has 2 exons. NCBI's taxonomy places the organism in Eukaryota, Metazoa, Arthropoda, Insecta, Diptera, Culicidae.